AUGGACGCAUUCGACUUCAGCAACGAGAAAUCAGAGAAAGGAAGCGCCAUGCGUAGAUACAAUCUCUUCACCGGCAUUGCCAAGAAGCUUCGCAUUCUCGAACUAUGCCUCGCUCUCUUCCUCCUUUCAUGGAUCCUCACUCGCCUCCCUUUCGCCCUCCGAGUCUCCGCCGACUACCUCCGGAAAAUCUCCCCCUUCCUCGGGAGCCCUCUUUUCGUCUUCGCCAUCUGCAACGCCAUCAUCGCCGCCCUGAUCGCCCAGUCCGGUCUAUUCACCGCCGCCGGCGACGGCGACAUCAAGGAUUACGGCAGUUCCACAUCCGAAGCUCCGUCGCCCGUGGCAGUGGCAGAGAAGGUGGAGUACCAGGAUAGGCUGACGUGUACGGAUAAUGAUUCAGGCGCCGUGAAAGAUUCUGAUUUAAGAAAAGUUUAUCGCCGGAGUCAAUCGGAGAAGUUGAAGGGAAAUGGAGCGGAUGGGAAUAAGACGGCGGAACGAAAACUCCGGCGAUCGGAGACGGAGAAGGUGAGGGAAAAUUUGUAUCCGCAGGAUAAGCUGAGCAAUGAGGAGUUCAAGCGUACGAUAGAGGCAUUCAUUGCAAAGCAAAUGAGGUCUCUGCGGGAAGAGUCGCUUGCAAUUGUUGUUCACACUUCAGAAACAAACAACAACCAGACUUGA
Molecule: messenger RNA, 675 nt
Organism: Gastrolobium bilobum
Lineage: Eukaryota; Viridiplantae; Streptophyta; Magnoliopsida; Fabales; Fabaceae
Exons: 1
Coding region: 1-675 (224 amino acids)
Source: RefSeq, a predicted model, not a curated record